Molecule: messenger RNA, 1254 nt
Organism: Penicillium waksmanii
Lineage: Eukaryota; Fungi; Ascomycota; Eurotiomycetes; Eurotiales; Aspergillaceae
Product: RMD1 family protein
Exons: 3
Coding region: 1-1254 (417 amino acids)
Biological process (GO): positive regulation of mitochondrial translation
Source: RefSeq, a predicted model, not a curated record
AUGUUUACGAGAUCGACCAUCUACUCGGCCUGCAAGCGUCCAGUGAUACCGCGACUCUUGCGACAAUCGCAGAAUCAAUAUCUUCACGCCUCGCCGGCAUUGGAUCUCCCCCGUCGGAGAGACUUCUUCACCUCCAAUGCUCAAUUGGCGCAAAAGCAAUCCAAUACGAACGACGAAUCCCUUGAGAACCUAGAGCUCCAAAAGCAACGAAGGCGCAGUGCAAGAGCACCGGCAGCUCCUACUUCCUUACGACGAGUGGCUGUGGAAGCACAAAGAUCGAGAGAUGGAUUUCUCUCCAAGGCCCAGCUCAAGGAGCAGGGCAUCGAUCAGACUAAGAUAGUUACAGCCUACGCCGUAGCAGAACAAUUCAAUAUACGCAAAGUCCGAGACAUUUUGCAGGAGAAGGGAUAUGAGCCGGAUCCUCUAGGAACUGGGCUCUACCCCCCAAGUUACCUACCCUCUGAUCAAGUCGGCGAUAUAUUUGUCUUUCCAUCUGGCACAGUAGUCGCAUGGGCGCUGCCGGAAGGGUUUAGUUCGUUCCUAGCGACGAGAACCCUCCUCCCGGCAUCGGAAGGAGCUCAUGCGGAUGACAUCGAAACCGAAGAUCUGGAGUUUGUUGAAGAUUCAAAACGAGAUAACAGUAGCAUCAAGGGAGAUACAAUCAUCUUGGGAACUAACUCCGGAAACGAAGGGUUAGAGGCACCCCUCGCGACGCAGCAAUCGAUUGAUACCGUCUUAACAAAGGUCGCAUUUUCAUCGGGACUGGCCCGGAGCACAAAACUCGCAGUGCUCGAAAGUCUGUUGUCCAAUUAUUUCGAGUCAACUCGCACCAUCCCAACUCUCCUAUCACAAGGGUCUCGCUUGCCAUACACGAGAGACUUUAUUCUCCGAAAGACUGGGCAAUUGCUUAGUGUGCGUGCCCAGCUUAAUCUUUACUCGGAGCUUACGGACUCACUCCCGGAUAUAUUUUGGGACAGCCGACAUGAGCUCGGCUUGGAGGGAUACUAUGAACAGGUGGGCAGAGCAUUGGAUGUAGGUAUCCGCAUCAAACUUUUGAACGAAAAGAUGGAUUAUGCACAGGAGAUUGCGAGCGUUCUCCGUGAGCGACUCAGUGAGACCCAUGGCCUUCGACUUGAAUGGAUCAUUAUCCUGCUCAUUGCCGUCGAGGUGGGAUUUGAGGUCUUGCGACUGUGGAAAGAACGGGUGCAUGAACAAGAAGAAGCGUCUCGAAAGCAGAAGACGACGGCCAUCUAA